ACUUGCCACUCUCUAUAAUAAUAUCUUUCGAAGCCCUUAAAAUAUCCGAAAAACACUGAAGGGGAAAAAACAGAGCGACUAGGGUUUCUCUCUACAAAGUUCUACCGAUAUAAUUAGUCAAAGAAAUAAUGUCUCGGGUUUAUGUCGGUAACUUGGACCCAAGAGUCUCUGAACGUGAGCUUGAAGAUGAGUUUCGACGAUUCGGUGUUAUAAGAAGUGUGUGGGUUGCAAGGAGGCCGCCAGGUUAUGCUUUUAUUGAUUUCGAUGAUAAAAGGGAUGCUCAGGAUGCUAUUCAUGAGUUGGAUGGAAAAAAUGGCUGGAGAGUUGAGCUUUCUCACAACUCUAGAGGAGGAGGAGGUGGUGGCGGCGGUGGACGAGGAGGGGGUCGUGGUCGUUCUGGUGGUUCUGACUUGAAGUGUUAUGAGUGUGGUGAGGCUGGUCAUUUCGCUCGUGAGUGUCGCUUGCGUGUUGGUUCAGGAGGUGCAGGAAGACGUCGUAGCCGCAGCCCUAGAUAUCGCAGGAGCCCAAGCUAUGGCCGAAGGAGCAGGAGCCACAGCCCUCAAGGGCGAUCCCCCAAGCGCCGCAGUCUAUCACCUCGUGGGCGCAGCUAUAGCAGGUCACCACAGUACCGUGGACGUGAAGAGCUCCCAUAUGCCAAUGGAAAUGGCACCAGGGAUCGUCGCCGAAGCAGGAGUUAAGAGUUGCAGCCUAGGUGACUUGGCUUUGCUUGGAAAAUACUGCAAUUAGAGUGUGUUUAUUAUGUUUGGACUUCAGUACCACUAUGUUUUAAACGGGCAACGCCCUCAGCCUCGUGGAUUUGGUUAAGUUUCUUCAUACUUAUUACUAUGUUUGUUAUUUUUCUUUAAGCUAUGCAGGAUAGUUGUAGGCUUUUCUAGCAGAAGGCUCUGUAGGUAGUUAUUAUGAAUUUAUUGAGACAGGUUGCUUCUGAGUGGUGCUAAAACUUUAUGCUUUUCUUUUUUGUGUUGAGGUCUCUUCUGGGUCUGCUUCAUUGGUUUUGUGCUUCUCUACACUUGAGGUUUCAUUGUUGGCUGCCCUGCAUUGGGGUCUUCUAUUUUGAAUGUUUGGGGAUCCCUGCUAAACUGCAUGUCUACAUUCUUCUGUUUGAUUGCACCUCGGCUGUGAUGCGCCUCCCACAAACUCUAGUGGCAUUUGUUUUAGUAAACUUAGAAGGAUAGACAGCUGCUUCAAAUCUUCAGUAAUGAAUGUUUGGGCUCCCUGCUAAACUGAAUGCCUACGUGCUUCUGUUUGAUUGCACUCCAGCUGUGAUGCUCCUUCCUCAAACUCUAAUGGCAUCUCAUUUAGUUAGCUUAGAAGGAUAGAGCUGCUUCAAAAACUUCUGGCAGGUACCUAUAUCUGUUCCACAGAAGUUGGGGUUUUCUUAGAAUCUCGUGUGGUUGCCCUAUUCUUAAAAAUUAAAAUUUCAAAAUUGGU
Messenger RNA from Populus euphratica (Euphrates poplar), 1452 nucleotides. Its product is annotated as serine/arginine-rich splicing factor RSZ22A. Gene Ontology annotation, molecular function: zinc ion binding; RNA binding. The coding region runs from base 129 to 698 and encodes 189 amino acids. The transcript is spliced from 6 exons. NCBI's taxonomy places the organism in Eukaryota, Viridiplantae, Streptophyta, Magnoliopsida, Malpighiales, Salicaceae. The record is from RefSeq and is a predicted model, not a curated record.